AUGGAGACCCUCUUCUCUCAUCUCUUCAGCUCCCAAGAACCCCAACGAUCUCAAGCCUAUAGUCUUCUCCAUUGUUGCAGAAAGCACUUCCCAGAUUUGGUAUUCAUAAAGCUCUUCUAUGUGAUCAGGCAAGGCCCUUCUGCUGACAUUCGUGCCAGGUCAGCCCUGGUUCUUCGUUUUGUGCUUUGUGACCUUUGGCCUAGGUUGUCUUUGAAUGCUCAAAUUAACAUGAAGAACAACUUUCUUGUUUCCCUUCAAGAAGAGGGUUCAUUGCCCACUUUGAGGAUACUCUGUGCCAUUGCUGGCAUCAGAGAUUUCUGGGGGCGGAAUUGGUUUCAUGACCUUUUGAGAGGGAUGAUGGUCGGACUGUUUAAUUUGUUAAGUCACUUGAAAGAAGACUAUGCUCGCGGGGCUCUCAAAGAGUUAAUAAUGUUGGUAAUGGAAGAGCCACGACUCUUGAAGCCAUACCUUAAUGAACUAGUACUUGACGUGCUUAAGAUAGCAGACAGUGAACAUGUGACAGAGGGAACCAAAGUGUUUGUUCACAAAUUCUUGCUAACCGUGGCAGAAGCAAGCGAUUUGGCACUUACGAUGAGGGGGUUGCCGCAUCAGACUUUGGUUAGGCUGCUCACAGUCCCAAUGAAACUGCUUCUCUGUGCAUGUUACAACAAGGAAAGUGACCAGGGUGCGAAUGUCGGGAAGACAGACCUUGGAAUUGCAUACCUGACAAAAAUUUCAACUGCCUUAGGUGAAAAGACAAUGACCCCCAUUGCUUUUGAGUUGUUCUUGGAGUACAUGGAUGCUUCCAAUUGGAAGAAGCGUCACACAGGAAUUUCUAUGCUUGCAGUGAUUGCAAAGGAGUGCUCCGGCGAAAUGGUAAUAGCUUUGCCUAGCUUUGCGUUAACUUAG
Molecule: messenger RNA, 909 nt
Organism: Prunus armeniaca (apricot)
Lineage: Eukaryota; Viridiplantae; Streptophyta; Magnoliopsida; Rosales; Rosaceae
Source: the annotation of a GenBank genome assembly